AUGAGCGACGAUGUGUUCAUGGAGAUCCUCGCCAGGCUCCCUUUGAAGCCCUUGUUCAGGUUCAAGUGCGUCUCCAGAGCCUGGCGCCGCCUCAUCUCCGACGACUACUUCCUGCGGCGGCUGCCGCUGCUCACCUCCGCCGUGUUCUACCACUGCAACGCCGACGCCAAGGAGGCGAGAUUCGCGUGCACCUCCGGCGGUGGCGAUCUCCAGGAGUGCGGCCUGGAGUUCUUCCCCUUCCACCGGGACUCCGACAUCGUCGACUGCUGCAGCGGCCUGCUGCUCUCCUACUCCAGACUCCGCGCCACGUUCUACGUCGUCAGCCCCAUCACCAAGCGGUGGGUGGCGCUGCCGCAGACACUUAAGAGCACCCAUCUCGCCGUGCUGGCCUUCGAUCCCUGCCACUCCUCGGAGUACAGGGUGAUCUCCUUCACCGGCUGGAUCGCGCAGGGUUCCGAGCUCGAGGUCUUCUCGUCGGCGACCGGGGACUGGGCACAGCACAGCCUGCACUGGGGGGUCGACUCCGACACCAUGACGGCCACGCUACGGUACUUCGCUGGAAUCCUCUACGUUGUUGCCUUCCCCAACUACAUUGUGGCGAUCGACCUCGACGGUAUGAGGUGCCGUCGGAUCGAGUUGCCGGAGCCCAUCAAGCCCGAAGGGAGCAUCGACAAGUCCGGCGGUUUUCUCCACUACACCUGCAGCGACGGCGGCCGGCUCAAGGUUUGGAUGCUCGAGGACGCCGACGGUGGUGAAUGGGUGCUGAAGCACAGCAUCGAGGUUGCGACGAUCUUGAGACAAGUUCCGGUGAAGACGCGUCAGCAGCUGCAACUGUUGGCGCUCCACCCGGAGAGGGAGGUGGUGUACCUGCGGGCGCCGGGGAGGCUCGUGUCGUAUGACCUGGAGAAGAAGGAAGCCGAGGUGGUUUGUGAGUUCAGGAAGGAGAAGGAGGGAGUUUACUUGGUGCAGAUUUGGCUGUUCCCUUUCUCGGGGCACAUGUCGCAUUGCUUGGCUCAUUGA
Musa acuminata AAA Group (dessert banana) is the source of this 1020-nucleotide messenger RNA. Its product is annotated as putative F-box/kelch-repeat protein At1g15680. The transcript has a single exon. Gene Ontology annotation, molecular function: protein binding. NCBI's taxonomy places the organism in Eukaryota, Viridiplantae, Streptophyta, Magnoliopsida, Zingiberales, Musaceae. Bases 1 to 1020 code for a protein of 339 amino acids. The record is from RefSeq and is a predicted model, not a curated record.